Lipotes vexillifer (Yangtze River dolphin) is the source of this 3186-nucleotide messenger RNA. It is a transcript of the gene TBC1D31, whose product is annotated as TBC1 domain family member 31. Gene Ontology annotation, cellular component: ciliary basal body. The transcript has 23 exons. Gene Ontology annotation, biological process: cilium assembly. Bases 1 to 3186 code for a protein of 1061 amino acids. NCBI's taxonomy places the organism in Eukaryota, Metazoa, Chordata, Mammalia, Artiodactyla, Lipotidae. Gene Ontology annotation, molecular function: protein binding. The record is from RefSeq and is a predicted model, not a curated record.
AUGCAGAGCAUAAACCUGGGCAAAAAGGAGAGCGGCAAGAUAUGGCACCGCAAACCAUCCCCGGCCACUCGGGACGGAAUUAUAGUGAACAUCAUUCACAACACUUCUGACUACCUGCCCAAAGUUUUACGAUUUUUGAAUGUGGCUUUUGAUAGCUCAGGUGAUUCUUUAAUUGCUGGGGACCAUCAAGGAAAUAUCUAUGUUUUUGACUUGUGUGGAAACAGGUUUAAUCUUGUUCAGCGAACAUCACAAGCUUGCACAGCUCUGGCCUUUAAUCUUCAUAGGAAGUCUGAAUUCCUUGUGGCGUUAGCCGAUUAUUCUGUUAAAUGUUUCGAUACAGUCACCAAGCAGCUAGUUAGCUGGAUGAGAGGACAUGAAUCGUCGGUGUUCUCGAUCUCUGUGCACGCAUCCGGGAGAUACGCCAUCACUACUUCUUCUGAUACAGCACAGCUAUGGGACUUGGAUACCUUUCGAAGAAAAAGAAAGCUGAAUAUUCUCCAGUCUGUGGGUAUACAAAAGGUUUUCUUUCUACCGUUAAGUAAUACCAUCCUCAGCUGUUUUAAAGAUAAUUCCAUCUUCGCCUGGGAAUGUGAUACUCUUGUUUGCAAAUAUCAAUUGCCAGCUCCACCUGAAAGCUCUAGUAUAUUAUACAAAGUGUUUGCUGUGACCGGAGAUGGCCAAAUCCUGGCUGCUGGGGGCAAAUCGAAUCAUCUUCAUUUGUGGUGCUUGGAAGCCAAACAACUAUUUAGAAUUAUCCAGAUGCCCACCAAAGUUCGAGCCAUUCGCCACCUAGAAUUUCUUCCUGAUAGUUUUGAUGCUGGUUCUAAUCAGGUUCUUGGAGUGCUCUGUCAGGAUGGCAUUAUGAGAUUUGUUAAUAUACAGACUUGUAAACUUCUCUUUGAAAUUGGGAGCCUUGACGAAGGAAUUAGUUCAUCAGCAAUUAGCCCCCAUGGACGGUACAUUGCAUCUAUUAUGGAAAAUGGAAGUCUGAACAUAUAUUCAGUUCAGACUUUAACAAAAGAAAUAAAUAAGCCACCGCCUCCUUUAGUGAAAGUGAUUGAAGAUUUGCCUAAGAGGAAAGUGAAUUCUGGUGACUUUAAGAUGAAAGUAACGUCAGGAAGAGUACAGCGGCCAGCAAAAUCAAGGGAAAACAAAAUACAAGCUAGAAUAUUAAAGCAAGACCUGACUGGUAAUUUUGAAAAUAAAGAGAGUGAGUUUUCAGAUGGAUUAAACAAAAAGCGUUUACAAAUCUUAUUAAAAGGCUAUGGUGAAUAUCCAACGAAAUACAGAAUGUUCAUUUGGCGCUCUCUGCUACAGCUGCCUGAAAAUCAUACUGCAUUUAGUAAUCUUAUAGAUAAAGGUAUUCAUGUGGCAUUUCUCAACCUUCAGAAGAGAUACCCCAUCAAAAGUAGGAAACUAUUCAGAGUAUUACAGAGAACCCUCUCCGCAUUAGCUCACUGGUCCACCAUCUUUAGUGACACACCGUAUCUUCCACUUCUGGCAUUUCCAUUUGUAAAAUUGUUCCAGAACAACCAGCUCAUCUGUUUUGAAGUUGUUGCUACUCUUAUAAUCAAUUGGUGUCAACACUGGUUUGAAUAUUUUCCUAAUCCUCCUAUCAAUAUUCUUAGUAUGAUAGAAAAUGUUUUGGCAUUUCAUGACAAGGAACUCCUGCAACACUUCAUAAAUCAUGAUAUAACUUCCCAGCUGUAUGCAUGGCCUCUUCUUGAAACUGUGUUCUCGGAAGUACUGACAAGAGAGGAGUGGCUAAAAUUAUUUGAUAAUGUCUUUUCCAACCAUCCUUCAUUCCUCCUGAUGACUGUUGUGGCCUACAACAUAUGUUCUAGAGCUCCUUUGCUCAACUGUAAUCUUAAAGAUGAUUUUGAGUAUUUUUUUCACCAUCGGAAUAACCUGGAUAUAAGUGCUGUAAUUAGAGAAGUUUAUCGUCUCAUGGAUACCACGCCCACUGAUAUUCAUCCAGACAGCAUGCUUGAUGUUUUUGUGGCACUGACAAAAGGGCAAUACCCAGUAUUUAAUCAAUAUCCAAAGUUUAUCGUGGACUGUCAGACACAGGAACGAGAAAGAAUAAGGGAUGAUGAACUGGAUUACUUAAGAGAGAGGCAGGCAGUUGAAGACAUGCAAGCUGAAGUAGACCAGCAAAAAGUUGAAGAUGAAACUUGGUACCAAAAACAGGAACCGCUUCGUAAAGCUGAAGAAACGAGAGAAAUGCUCUUACAAGAGGAGGAGAUGAUGACACAGCAAAGACAAAAACUAGCUGCUGUGAAAAGAGAGUUGAAAGUAAAGGAAGUGCACUUACAAGAUGCUGCAAGAAGGUGUCUUCUGCAGCUUCAGCAAGAUCAGCGUGAAAUGGAACUAAGAAGACUGAAUGAUGAAAUUGAGAGAAAGGUACAUAUGAGAGAUCGAGAAAUUGCUGCCACAGCCAAAGACCUAGAAAUGAGACAUCUGGAACUCGAAUCACAAAAAAGACUUUAUGAGAAGAAUCUCACUAGAAAUCAAGAAGCUAUUGCAAACGAAAUGAGAGAAGAUGCAGACGCCUAUAAACGAAAAGUGGAUCUUGAAGAACACAUGUUUCAUAGACCGAUAGGAACAGAUCAAACUCAGAACCAAAAAACUCAGAAGUUAAUUGAAGAAAAUUUGGCAAAAGCUGAACAAGCAUGUCUAAAUACUGACUGGCGAAUUCAAGCUCUACAUAAACAAAAACGCGCUGAUCUACACCGAAAUGAACGUUACCAGGAAGUAGCCAAACUGCUUCGGAAAAAUAGGAAGAAAGAAAUGGAAGUAUUAAACGCAGUGAUGGAGGGGGAAGCUAAAAAGUGGGAGGAAGCUGAAGAACAAGCCUGUCAUUUGAAAUCAGAAAAGAAAGCUGCUGCUCUUUCAGAUGCCUCUGGAACGUGGUUCCUAGAGAAUGAGAUACAUGCUCAACAUCCGUAUCAUAAAGUGGUGCCCAGGUGCCAAGAUGAAUGGGUCGCCUCAAGCUGUUUGCCUAGAACCUCACAGUUAAAAGACAUUUCUGAAAUGGAGUCCUUGACACAGCUUUCAUUAAACCAAAGAAAAGCACGUUGGGACACCAUGGAAUGGGAUCUUAUGGAGAGAGUGAGAAAUCUCCGCCAGAGACUCGCCACCCAGGCUCGAAACAGAUGUCAAACGCCUCAUCUUUUGGCUACUUAG